UCUCUUCGUGUGGCCUCUCUUCUCCCUUCCCGCAUGUCAUGGCGACGAAGGGGAAACAAACCUCACCGGCAGGAACGAGGCUGGCUUGUUCGCACUAGUUCAGCUGACCCAUUAAAAGCAGAUCCUUCAUUAAAUUAACACAUCCUGCUUCUCCCGGCGACGGGCAGCGGCAUCCGCGGCGAAGGAGGAGAAAGGGACGACGGGUUGCGCCCAGAGGGAUGUACUACGGGGAAAUCCUCGCCGCGCCGGUGUAGGGUCGUCGGAGGGAGAGGGUCGCUGGUGACUGGUGAGCUCGCUUCCCUUAGCAGCGGCCCUCGGAACGGGAUGCAAUGGUGCAGGUCCAGAACUUUCGGAAAAGAAGGUGGCGGUGGCUUCACCACACUAUCUAGUUUGCUGGCCGGUCCAGGACACACCGGGAAAGCAGCUCGGCUACUUACAGGAGAAGCAUACGAUGCCUGAUCACUCCUACACAAAUGGUAAGCAGGUGAGGAGUUCAUUGCUCAAACAAGCAUAUCACUGGCCGGUACAAAGUGCUUUACACCACGCAGGCUUUGCCCUGAUCCUGAUGAAAGCGGCUGGUGUAGGUGAGGUUUGAAAUUUGAAUUCUCUUCUUUCUGUCGGUGCUCUAAAGUGUAAACACUUUGCCAGGAUAGCAGGGUUUGUGUCUAUUCUGGUUGUAGUACUACGUUGCUAAACUAAUACUUGCAUUGUAGUAUGUGCCACGCCGGAUUAUGUUUCGUUUCAGUUAAGUACGACAGAGGAGUACUCCCACCUUGAAAAGAAAAAACUCACGAACAGCGUCUCAGUAGAAACAAGUGGAUCAGUGCCUUGGCUCAGUGGUUAGUUAUGCAGCCUAACAAUCCAAGUUCAAUUCCUAGAAUUGACAGGUGAUGCACAGGGGUUUUUCCUCAUUUAUUGAGGGUUAAGAUUGGUCUGUUGUGGAACCACCCAUCAAGAAAUAUCUUGAUACUCAUUUAAAAAAAAUUGAGGACCAUAUUUAUAUUGGUACUCAUACUAAAAUAGUUGUAUGCAUCCAUAAUUGGUGCAGAGGCCGGGAAGUGAAAAUCUCUCCCAUUUUAACCCUGUUUUGAGGCAUCUACUGUCGCCGCUGCCACUGGUGUUGGCCGCGGCGGCGCCCGGUGCUAAGGCGCUGAGGCAGGAAGAGGUGGCGGCAACCACUCAAGGCGGUUGGGGCACCUCGGGUUGGGGGCUUCACACCGCGGCCAGGGCAGCUCCCUGACCAUGUGGCGGUAACCGACGACCCCAUGGCUGGUGGUGCUGGCGAUGGUGGGCAUGGCGGCAACCGCAGAUCUGGAUCCCAUCCAAAUCCGUUGUUGAUUCUUCACUUGGAUGGUCGGCGGCGCGAUAAGGGCUUCGGUGAGGGGAUGGAGGAUCUUCGUUUGAGUACCGGCGGCGACGUACGUCUUUUCAUGGCGAAGCUCCAUGUGGUUUCAGCUAGCCGUGAGAUCGGGACGACGCGGCUUCCAGCGAAAAUCGCGCCUGACUGCGGUCUUGGCGGACGAUGGUGGUGUCUCUAAUGUCGUUUUCUUCUCGAGGCAUCGUUGUUGCAGGUCAAAUCAACUCGAUCGGGAUGUUUCAAGGGAAACUCUAGAUCUAGGCCUACCGGAUCGGACGAUGACGGCGCCUUCGGUGUCGUUCUCCCUCAUGGGGGCAUCGUCUUGGAGCAAGUGCUGGCUGGAGGGGACAAGAUGAGAAGCGGUGUUAAAUGUACCGCAAGGCCGACUGCGGAUCCCGACGGCAUGGCGCUGCGGUGUUUCGGCGACGGGCGUGUGUGGAUGGAUACGUGCAGGAUGAUGCCGUUGUCUGGCGCCGGCGACAGGCCUGACAAGGUUGGUGCGUCAGUACCUGCUCUAGAGAUGGAUCGGUGUAAGACGGCGGCAGCGACCUCUAAGAGUGCGUCGGACCGAUGAUUUGAUGAUGAGGAGCACGUGCGUGCGUGCGUGCUUCACCCGCGUUGAGGACCGAGCGACGCCCGAUCGACGCACGCGUACGCACACACCUUCCCUUGGAGAUUCCACGCCACUGCUUUGCGCGCACGCCACGCCACUGCAAAACCUGGCCCGAAUAUGCACUCUCAGUCCGUCGGGCACUCAGACCCGGUACCGAUACCGAGUUACUGUCGCAUCGGCCACUCUUUAUACAUAACCUCAAGGAACAACACUAGCUCAAUCCUCCUCCAUCAAUCGCGUCAGGACCUAGCUCUUCUUCCUUCCUUUCUCCCACAAUCUGCAUACGGGACGAGGAGCAGCGACCAGCCGGCCGGCAGCAUGGCGCCCCCGGAGUACGUGCAGAUCGUCGGACAGGCACAGCCGGCGUGCGUGACGGCGCCGCUCCCGGUGGUCUGGCUGGAGGGGGACGUCCUCGCAGAGUACGUGCAGUUCCUCAAAGAGGCCGAGGAGGCCGCAGCACCGCCGCUUCCCGGCGUCAAGUGGCUGGAGGGGGACGUCCUCGCCGAGUACGUGCAGUUCCUCAAAGAGGCGGAGGAGGCCGCAGCACCGCCGCUGCCCGGCGUUAAGUGGCUGGAGGGGGACGUCCUCGCCAACUUCCUGCAGUUUCUCGGACAGGACGAGCAGGUCGUGCACUACGGCAGCGACAACAGCAGCAGCGGAAGCAACGACGGCGACUCCAUGUGUGAGGACGAAGAUGACGACGAGGAGGAGAUGGCGUAUCUGCUGCGGCACAUCACGAGCCUCCCGGCGUUCAUGGCGCGCGCGGCGGCCGCCACCUCGGUGUAAGAUUAAUCGGGACGGCCUCGUUCGGAUCAAGAGAUCUUAGAGAUGGUAGCUGCUUGGUUACUUCCUCCUGCUUUCAUGUGUGUUCUGUAACAGUGCCUUAUGCCUGAUGAAAAAGAACAAAGAUGAAAACGGCCUAAUUUUAUCCGUCACACAUGCGUGUUACCACUACUGCAUGCCUCUGUUUUUUUA
This is a messenger RNA of Triticum dicoccoides, 2945 nucleotides long. RefSeq lists its product as uncharacterized. The coding region runs from base 2088 to 2756 and encodes 222 amino acids. The transcript has 4 exons. NCBI's taxonomy places the organism in Eukaryota, Viridiplantae, Streptophyta, Magnoliopsida, Poales, Poaceae. The record is from RefSeq and is a predicted model, not a curated record.